Messenger RNA from Oikopleura dioica, 498 nucleotides. NCBI's taxonomy places the organism in Eukaryota, Metazoa, Chordata, Appendicularia, Copelata, Oikopleuridae. The record is from the annotation of a GenBank genome assembly.
AUGUCUUCGUACACAUAUUCUUUUGACCAGAUUUCGUCGACGCUGCACGAAAAGACGCCUCUUAUAGAGUCGCCGAAGAUUUCUGCUGCUUGUAAUCACCGCGUUCUUCUGAAGCUUGACAAUUUGCAGCCAGCUGGCAGUUUCAAAAUCCGUGGAAUUGGCAAUUUAGUCCAGCGAGGGAUCGAAAAUGGUAAACGCUCUGCUAUUAGCUCUAGCGGUGGAAAUGCUGGGCUUGCGGCGGCAUAUGCAUGCGCUAGAAGCAACAUUCCAUGCCACGUCUUUGUGCCCAACUCGACGCCUCAGUUCGCCGCGGACAAUAUCAAAGAACACGCUGCACAAGUCACCUAUCACGGUGAGAACUGGAACGCCGCGGAUAACGAGGCAAGGCGGCAUUUGACAGAAGAGUCAAUUUACAUUCAUCCUUUUGAUGGCGAAGACAUAUGGAAUGGUCACGCGACCAUCAUCGAUGAGCUGAAAGGGAAGUUAAUUAUUCCGUGA